AUGGCUCCAUCUUCAAGGACAUCGCCCACUCGAUAUAGGAAAGAUGAUGAAAGGCCAUCUGGGUCUGGAACUCAAACGCAAUCAAAUCUACAAUCAGGAAGAUCUACAUCUGAUAGUACUACAGAAUUUGAAACAGUUCAAACUCAUUUUUCUCAACAACGAGGAACUACCAUUUUACCUACAGCUUUAGUUCAUGUGGAACACUUAAACGAAAAUUUUACUAUUCGAGCGUUGUUGGAUGCUGGAUCGGAAUCAAGUUUUAUAACGAAACGUCUUCAGCAAAAUCUUGCUUUGCCACUGGAGGCCCAUAACUCACAGAUAUCAGGACUUGGUGGUACUGUUGUAGGAAAUUCUAAAGGAAAAUGUUGUGUCACCAUUAAAUCACGGCAAUCCGAUUUUCGGGUUAAGAUUAAAGCGAUUGUGGUCCCGAAAUUGGCGCAUUUUUUGCCGUCUAAGCCUAUUCGAAUUCACAAUUUGCCGGAAAUUAAAGGCUUAUGUCUAGCAGACCCAUACUUUUUUAAACCGUCAGCCAUCGACAUGAUUAUUGGUAGUGAUUAUUUCCCUUAUAUAAAUUUAGCUGGAGUUAAGCUUAAUGUAGGAAAUUGCCUUGAAGCCAGAGAGUCCUACUUUGGAUGGUAUUUGUCGGGUCCUGAGCCAGUAAGCGAAAGCACUUCCUUUCAUACAAUAGUUUCAAAUUCAGAGGAUUUGGUUCUUCACGAGCAAUUAAGAAAAUUUUGGGAGCUAGAAGAGGCUGAAAAAAGCGAUAUAGAGACUGAGAGCGAUGUUUAUUGUGAAAACUUUUUUCAGCAAACCACAACUAGACAAUCUGACGGGCGUUAUAUAGUUCGGCUUCCAUUUAAGAAAAUUUUUCCCACUGAAAUAUUUUUAGGCCCAUCGAGAAAUAUGGCACUUGCACAAUACCACAGGAUGGAAACAACUCUUGAUAAAUCCCCAGAUUUGAAAGAUCAGUACAUGAAAGUUCUCCAAGAAUAUUUAGAUCUGCACCACAUGGAACCUGUUGUAUAUUAUGAGCCUAAAAUUGAAAAGCAUUCAUCAUUUUUUCUACCACAUCACGCCGUCAUAAAGCCCGAAAGUAAAACGACAAAAGUACGAGUGGUAUUCAAUGCCUCAAAAAAGACGGGAAGUGGUUUCUCCCUGAAUGAUUGUUUGUACCAAGGACCCACACUUCAAAAAGAUUUAAUACAGAUUAUGCUACGUUGGCGAAAUUAUAAAUACGUUUUUACUGGUGAUAUCCAGAAAAUGUAUCGGCAGAUUUUGAUUCAUGAGGACGAUCGUUCAUACCAACGAAUUUUAUUUCGCAACAAAACAGACGGGUAUGUGAAUUCGUUUAAAUUGAAUACUGUUACUUUUGGGGUGAAUAGUGCUCCAUUUUUGGCAAUCAGGACUCUCCUCGAGUUGAGUAAAGAUUGCAAAAGUUUGUAUCCUAUGGCAUCCGCCAUCUUGGAAAAUGAAGUAUACGUGGACGACAUUUUGUCUGGCGGACACACACUUGAGGAAGUCAAGCUCAAACAGAGUGAGCUUACUAAGGCUUUAGAAUCAGCAAAAUUUCCAUUAAAGAAAAUGACAGCAAACGAUCAGUCUCUUCUCAAAGAUUUGCCCCGGGAGGAUCUUCUAGACGAAGAUUUUUUGAAACUUGAUGCCUCCAGCACGAUAAAAACACUUGGAAUUCGAUGGAAUGCAAUAACGGAUUCAUUUUAUUAUGUUGUUGAUACAAUUGAAGUUACCCCCUCCACUACAAAAAGAAGAAUUUUGUCGGUAAUAGCAAGGUUAUUUAACCCUCUAGGUUGGCUCGGCCCAAUAGUCAUAAUUGCUAAAAUACUUAUGCAAGAGUUGUGGGAGGAAAAAUCCGAUUGGGAUGAAGGUGUUUCUCCACUCAUACUUACACAAUGGAAUUCAUUUUUGAAGAAUUUGCCAUUUGUAACAAAUAUUAAGAUUCCUAGAUGGAUAGGUUUCUCACCACAGUAUCGCAUAGAGAUACAUGGCUUCUGCGAUGCCUCAGAGAAGGCUUAUUGUGGUUCUGUGUACAUCAGGACGGAAAGCUCAGAAGGCCAAAUUGAUAGUAAUUUGUUAGUUGCAAAAACGAAGGUAGCUCCAAUUAAGAGGACUACAAUUCCAAAGCUCGAGUUGUGUGGAGCUUUAUUGCUUGCUAAGCUGAUCCGAAACUUAGGUGCGAACUGCCAGUUCACAUACGAAUUGUUCCUGUGGACAGAUUCGUCUAUAGUAUUAGGUUGGUUACAGAAACCACCAAACACAUACAAAACAUUUGUUGCAAACCGUGUGGCACAGAUCGUCAAUAUUGCAAGUACUCAUCACUGGAAACAUGUAAAAACAGAAGAAAAUCCUGCAGAUAUAGGAACACGUGGAUGCUCCCCGCAGGAACUAGCAGAUAAAGAAUUAUGGUGGCAUGGGCCCACCUGGCUGAAACUUUCUAAAUCACUUCGGCCAAUUCCACGUACUUUUGAUCCAACAGACUUGGAAGUCAAAAAUACUACAACCUUCCACUUAGAAGUAAAAUGUAUUGAUUUACUUGAAGAAUUUUCUUCCUUUGAAAGGGCGUUGAGAGUUCUAUGCUAUAGAAUUCGAUUUAUAAAUCGCAUUCUUAAAAAAUCUUUCUCAACUGAAAAGUUCAUUACUUUAGAUGAAAUAAGUUCCAUGAAAAUUCGACUCAUCUCUAUUGCUCAAAGGACAUAUUUUGGCGAAGAUUACAAUCGUUUAAAGGAGAACAAAUCAUUAAGUCGCAAAAGCAGAUUGUUGUCAUUAAGUCCAUUUAUUGAUAACGAUGACCUUUUACGUGUUGGCGGUAGGCUUGGUAAUUCGGGUUUAAGCUAUGGAGAACGUCAUCCGAUUAUUGUUCCAGAAAGGUCUCAUCUUGCAAAACUACUUGUUCACUUUACGCAUCGGAUUCUGCUUCACUCCGAGCACCAUAUAAUGUUACGAGCAAUAAGACAAGGUUACUAUAUCCCAAGAGUUAAAAAUCUCAUACGAAAAUGCAUCCGUGAAUGCAAGGCGUGUACGAUUUAUAAACACAAGUUCCAGCAACAAAUUAUGGUCGCGCUUCCCCCAGAACGAGUGAAUUUCUCCCUGCCAUUUACUUACACCGGUGUGGACUUUGCUGGCCCAUUUAGCAUUAAAUCCUCCAAACUUAAGAAAUGCUAA
This is a messenger RNA of Calliphora vicina (urban bluebottle blowfly), 3177 nucleotides long. RefSeq lists its product as uncharacterized. Bases 1 to 3177 code for a protein of 1058 amino acids. Gene Ontology annotation, molecular function: aspartic-type endopeptidase activity. The record is from RefSeq and is a predicted model, not a curated record. Lineage: Eukaryota; Metazoa; Arthropoda; Insecta; Diptera; Calliphoridae. Gene Ontology annotation, biological process: proteolysis. The transcript has a single exon.